AGUCAACAAAAUAUGAAUAAUAAUUUGAAAUUUUGGACAACCUCUCUUAGUCCCUGUGGUAGUAGGUAACUUAUAAGAGUGAAGCUUUAGCUAUCAGAUCAUAGCAAUGGAUGUUUCAAAUCAGAUCACCAUCCAGGAAGAAGCAGCUGGUUCAAGUUUUAUGGAUCUUGGCGUGUACAAUGCGGCAAAAGCCGGCGAAGUCGACGUCCUUUGGAAGCACAGAGACCACCUUGACCGAAUGUUGACUCCAACCAAGAACACAAUCCUCCAUGUUUACAUAGCAUGCUCAACGUUGACUGAAACUGACUCCGAAGAAACACUACUACUAGUAAUGAAGUCAGCUAAUGUCGUCGAGAAGAUUGUUGAAAUGUGUCCGCCGUUACUGUUCCAGCCCAACGACGGCGGUGACACCGCAUUGCACGUCGCGGCGAGGCACGGCUGUACUCGUGUGGUUCAAGUUCUUCUUAAGCAGGCUGCGAAAAGAGAUUGCGGCCCCGUGGGAAAGCUGAUGGGGGCAACCAACAAAGUGAAGGACACGGCGUUGCACGAGGCAGUGCGGUUUAACCACCGUGGUGUGGUGGAGGUGUUGACUCGAGAAGAUCCUGAGGUUUUGUACUCUGCUAACGUAGACGGCGAUACGCCGCUCUACUUGGCUGCUGAGAGGGGAUACCGUGAUUUGGUUUUCGAAAUGCUUGGGACUUGUAAAUGUUUAGCUUAUGGAGGCCGCAACGGUAGAACGGCUUUGCACGCUGCUGUGAUCUGCAACGAUGAAGAAAUGACGAGAGAAUUACUAAAGUACACUGCAAAAAUGGCUCUCACCAAAGCGGUAGAUGGCCAAGGAUGGACACCUCUUCACUUCGCUGCACUCUUCGGUCACCCUUCCAUUGCGAAACAACUGCUAGAAUCCGAUAGAUCGGCUGCGUACAUUGGCGACAAAGAGUACAAGCAGACACCCCUCCACAUUGCAGCCUUUGAAGGACAUGAAGGUGUAAUGAGAGAGCUUGUUUUGCAUUGCCCCGAUUGUUGUGAACUGGUCGACUACAAAGGCCGGAAUGUUCUUCACUACGCCGUUAAGUGGUGUCAAAGUCCAAUUGUACAGGAUUUUGUUCUGAAGGAUCCAUGGGUUAGCAACACCUUGUUAAAUGGAAAGGAUGCUAAUGGGAACACACCGCUCCAUCUACUCGCUCUUUCUCCGCUAUGCGCAUCUGAUCGUUUUUUAUGUGAUGGUAGAGUUGAUAAGAUGGCAUUCAACAAGGCAAACCUAAAUGCUUUAGACAUUGUUCUGGCUGAUGAAACUCUGCCACCAACACUCAAGAGUGCCAAUGGAUGCAUUUUGGGAAGGAAUGGGGCUAGACCAGGUUGUCAUCGAAUUUUAUGCGGUGAAGACACUGUAUGCCAAAAAUUCUAUCCUUUUAGAAAAAUUGAAAUUGAGCAAUUCGAAGAAAACAAAGGUGGUAGCAGAAGUACAACAUUCAAUCUAUUCGAAUGUGGCAAAGACACAGAUGUAAUAUUGAAGCAAGUCAAAGAAGCCCAUCUAGUAAUGGCUACACUGAUUGCAACCGCAACCUUCGCAGCAGGUUUCGUCAUGCCCGGUGUUUGUUACCAAAGUGAAAAAGGACCACCAAGCCAAGAUUGUGCAGUUCUAACGAGACAAACAGCUUACCAAGCUUUUGUUGUAAUGGAUGCACUGGCCUUGUUUAUGUCCACUUGUUCUGUCUUGAUGCACUUUUAUUUGUCUAGGCCGGACGCGAUUGUUUGGGCGUUAUCUUCUACCAUGACCGCCUUGAUUUUCACGGUGACUGCACUUAUUACCGGCACAUAUGCAGUAUCAGGUCAUUCUCCAGGAUUCGCCAUCGCUGCUUGUGUGCUUGGCUUCUGGUACUUUUCCGCAGCUCUUUUCAUGCUUGGUCGUCCAUCUACCAAAGCUUUUCGGCGGCAUUUUUUUCCAGUUGCCACCGCAGCGUAGUUGAAUCAAAAUUCUCUAUUUGCCUUGUUUUCACUUGAUUUGAUUUCUAAUCUAAUAUAUGCCUUGUAUGUACAAA
Molecule: messenger RNA, 2042 nt
Organism: Malus domestica (apple)
Lineage: Eukaryota; Viridiplantae; Streptophyta; Magnoliopsida; Rosales; Rosaceae
Product: ankyrin repeat-containing protein At5g02620-like
Cellular component (GO): plasma membrane
Molecular function (GO): protein binding
Source: RefSeq, a predicted model, not a curated record